AUGUCUCAGACAAAGCAGACGACAUCUUCGAAUGGGACGGCACAAGAAAUAAACGGAUUGUCAAGCGAGCUGAUAAUAGAGGAAAACAUAGAGAAUGCAAACAGCGUUUUGCAGACGAGUGUUGUGAACAGUGGGAUGAAUAGGGUUCCAACAUCUAGCGAAAUAUCAUCGCAUAAUACAGCUCUUUCGUUUGUUUCUGGACCAACAUUUACGGCUGGUUCAGUGCCUUCCGUAACUUUGCAAGGCAGUCCUGCAACUUACAUACCACUACAGGUUCCUGGUGUGAUCGAAACGGCUUUUACGCAGACUCCAGCCUUUGCCGCUCCACUCAUCUAUCCAUCAGCAUUAACAGCUGCAUAUAUUACUGGUCCCUCAGCUGCACCUCCAGUUUCACCUUGUACAUUCCUGUCGGCCGCUGCCCCAAUAACAGCAGUUUGCCACUGCAUCUAUGCUCAACCAUGUGCGCUUCAUCAUCGUCCAAUCACUUAUGCUUCACAUUCACUUUCAUCUUUGCGUACGUUGCCUGCUACAUUAUCGCAAAGCCAUUCCCAUACUUUACCAACAACAAUAGCAAACAAUGUUGCAUCUGCUCGCGUAUCAUCUUUACCACCUACCUUAGCUUUACCGUCUCUUCGAUCGUCAGUGAUGCGAUUAAAGCGAUCUGGUGAACAGCUCACUACCAGUCAUCCUCCGCUAACUGAUCCUGAUAGUGCAGCAAAUAUUCGUCUGCAGAAAAUACGCCGUGUUGAACCUGCUUCAGAAGCAACCACUUCGUAUUUGGCUUCUCAUCGACAUAUCGAAGCCCGAGGUGACGAGAGAAACAUGAUAGAGAGUAGGCCAGGCUUGAAUACAACAUUUUGUUGUGACUGUCGCAGUCGCACUACCUACCAGUGUCCUUAUCAGUCCUGUCCAUAUCACAACCAUCAUCAUAUUUGUCCGCGUCAUCCGAUGUGCUUUUGUCAGCGGAAUGAAUCUGGCAGUAGUUACAGGCGUGAGACUGAUAUGAAUCCAGUACAUGAUUUGUUGCUGUCAUCGCGUGUGGCACAAAUCGAGCGUCAACAGCAGGCCAACAAUUUGUGGUUUCAACGGCAUUCUUUGGCGUCAAGUAAUCUGAUUGGUGUUGAUAUCGUCCCGAGACGUUUAGCAUCUCAACCAGUGGUUUUCUUGCCCCGCCACCAUCAGCCCAUUAUGGAGCUUGCUAUGGUUCUGUUGCAGCCACAUGAUCCAACUGUCAUUUUGGGUGGCAGUGUCCCCACUUCCAAUGAUCCUGUACCAAUUGGAGCAACUGUUGAACAAAUCAACCGUUUCUCCACUACCUACAAAUAUAUCAAAGAGAAUGAUAUUCCUGAAAAUGAACAGGAACGCUGCACGGUGUGUCUCAAUGAUUUUGAAACGGACGAAGAAGUUCGAGCUCUUCGCUGUAAUCAUGUAUUUCAUAUUGUUUGCAUCGAUCGCUGGCUAGUAUACAAUAAAAAAUGCCCGGUCUGUCGUCUAGAUUUGGACAAAACAAACGUAGUAUCAGUGGUGUCCCUGUGA
Messenger RNA from Cercopithifilaria johnstoni, 1536 nucleotides. The record is from the annotation of a GenBank genome assembly. Lineage: Eukaryota; Metazoa; Nematoda; Chromadorea; Rhabditida; Onchocercidae.